Messenger RNA from Aspergillus wentii DTO 134E9, 1338 nucleotides. RefSeq lists its product as uncharacterized. Bases 1 to 1338 code for a protein of 445 amino acids. The record is from RefSeq and is a predicted model, not a curated record. Lineage: Eukaryota; Fungi; Ascomycota; Eurotiomycetes; Eurotiales; Aspergillaceae. The transcript has a single exon.
AUGUUACCCAAACUCUCCCUCUUUCUAGGCACCCUCCCCCUGGCCCUAGCCACCAAAACACCAACUCCCCAACUCGUCGACUUUGACGAUGAAGGCGUCCUGGGCGGCCUCUACCGCCCCCUCAACAACACCCCUCGCUCCAGAAUCGGCGUCUACGUGAUGCACGCAGAGCAAGACUACACCAUGUUCUCUGCCUGCCACGAACUCCCUCUCCGCGGAUACACGACCUUCUGCGCAAACAACGAGGCCAGCAAGAGCGGGUACAUGUCCGAUCUCAACUUCGAAGACAUGCUCUCCAACGUCAACGACGGCAUGAAGUACCUCCGCAACCUAACUGAGAUCGACACGGUGGUGAUCUUCGGCCACAGCGGCGGCGGCGCCAUGAUGGCUGCGUAUCAGAAUGUCGCCGAGAACGGGGCUAAAGCGUGUCAGGGUGAGGAGAAGAUCUACCCGUGCUCGGAUGCGAUGGAUGGACUGGAGCCUGCGGAUGGGUUGAUUCUGGUGGAUGCGAAUUACGGGAUUGGGACCAUGGCUGUGAUGAGUUUGAAUCCGGCUAUUAUUGAUGAAUCGUCUGGGAUGAAGCUGAACCAGUCGUUGAAUUUGUUCAACCCGGCGAAUGGGUUCAAUAAUAAUACCAUCUCCAACUACACGGCGGAGUUUAAGAGAAACUUCCAGGAGGGCGUGGUGGCUCGGAAUAACCGUGUUCUGCAGCAUGCGCAGGACCGUCUGGCUGCCAUCGAGGCUGGCAAUGGCACCUACAGCGACGACGAGCCAUUGACUAUCCUCGACACGCUGUACACCGGCUUCAACAACAAGUUCUUCGCCCAGGAUACCAGAUAUCUGCACCACACCACGCACGCCUGGCCAUUGCUGCACAAGAACGGCACCACCGUGCAGGUUGUCCCGUCCGUCCGAGUGCCAGCCAACUUUGACAAUCUCGCCGCAGACUGGCAGAACGGUGCCUUGAAGACGACCGUCCGUCGGUACCUAUCUACGUUUGCCAUCCGACUCACCGACGACUUCAACUACCGGGCUGAUGGCUUCGACGGGGUGGAUCUCGAAUCUACGCAGAUGGCACCCGCAGCAGCCAUCAAGGGCGUCACUGUGCCUUUGUUGACGAUGGGCAACACCGGCCACUAUGAGUAUCUGAAUGCGGAGAAGAUUCAUCUCAAUGCGAACAGCAAUGAUAGUUCGAUUGCGUUUGUUGAGGGGGCGCAGCAUACUCUUGAUACUUGUACUGCUUGUGAGAGCUAUCCUGGAGAGUAUGGGAAUACGCUGGUCACUGCUUACAAUCAUAUUGGGGCGUGGUUGGGGAAGAAGGGUCGGUUUAUCCAGUAG